AUGUUGAAAGCUGGUUUCACUUCAUAUUUACUUCCUUCCUUCUUGAAGAGAGAACGCAAUGAGCUGAACCAAUAUAAGAGUACAGAACCUAUUCCAAGCAGUUUCAUCAUUCCAUCAGUUGAGAACAGUCAAAACUUGGUUAAUAUUUCUAUGAAUGAGCAAGAGGAUUCAUUUGUAGAUAUACAAUGCAAAAAGUUGACUUAUGCAGAAGUUGCUGCCUUAUCGAAGCACAGGCCACAACAAUCAUCUGCGAGAGCAAUGAGCCUUCCAAGCAAGACAAGAACUAAUAUCAAUCAAUAUGAAUACUUGAAGGCUCAAAAUGAAGACGACACAGAAGCUUCUGAUGUUAUCGAGCCUCAAAAAUCUGAUGUCAAUUACAGGAAAAGUCAACUGUUUAAGAGCAAGCAAUUCGAAGCUUUGCAAAAGAAGAAAAUGAAGAAAUCUGCUUUGAAGCAAAAAGCUGAUAAUGUUUAG
Priceomyces carsonii is the source of this 474-nucleotide messenger RNA. RefSeq lists its product as uncharacterized. Bases 1 to 474 code for a protein of 157 amino acids. The record is from RefSeq and is a predicted model, not a curated record. Lineage: Eukaryota; Fungi; Ascomycota; Pichiomycetes; Serinales; Debaryomycetaceae. The transcript has a single exon.